AUGGAAACCAAUUUGGGGUUGGUGGCAGGCUCUCACAUCAGCAACGAGUUCAUUAUCAUACGUCAAGAUGGAAAUUUUCCUCAAAGGGAGGUGCAAUUGCAACAGUUACAUGGUAAAACAUGCCAACUGUGUGGAGAUGAUAUAGGGGUUAAUGCAGAUGGUGAGCCCUUUGUGGCCUGCAACGAGUGUGCUUUUCCUGUUUGUAAAAACUGCUAUGAGUAUGAACGUAGGGAUGGAAACCAGGUCUGUCCUCAAUGCAAAACCAGAUUCAAGCGUCUCAAAGGGUGUGCUAGAGUUGAGGGGGAUGAAGAGGAGGAUGACAUUGAUGACUCGGAGAAUGAGUUCGAUUUUGAUGGACGAAAUAAACCAGAUUCCAAAAUGUCCAUUUCUUCUGAGGAACAAGAUGAAGAAACUUCUCAAGAACAUCAUGCUUUGGUUCCUUCAAGUUCAACCAUAUUGAGCAAAGAAAUAAUUUCCUUGCAAGCAAGACCCAUGGAUCCUUCCAAGGACCUGGCUGCUUAUGGCUAUGGGAGUAUUGCAUGGAAGGAAAGAAUGGAAAUAUGGAAGCAAAGACAAAUGAAACUUAGUAACAUGAAAAAGGAAAAUGACAGUGAAGAUUCAAACAACGUCGUUGUAGGUGAUGAUGACACUGAAUUCCCUGUAAUGGAUGAAGGAAGACAACCAUUGUCAAGAAAGUUGCAUGUUCCAUCUAGUAAAAUAAACCCUUAUCGAAUGAUCAUAGUAAUCAGACUAGUUGUUCUUGGGUUCUUCUUCCAUUACCGAGUUAUGCACCCCGUAGACAAUGCCUAUGCUUUGUGGCUUGUGUCAAUAACUUGUGAGAUUUGGUUCACUCUUGCAUGGAUUCUAGACCAGUUCCCAAAGUGGCUUCCUGUCAUGCGGGAAACUUAUCUAGACAGGCUUUCCUUGAGGUAUGAAAAGGAAGGGCAACCUUCACAACUUUCUCCCAUUGAUAUAUUUGUGAUCACAAUGGAUCCACUAAAAGAGCCUCCUCUUGUAACUGCAAACACAGUUCUUUCUAUUCUAGCCAUAGACUACCCUGCUGAAAAAGUGUCAUGUUAUGUAUCUGAUGAUGGGGCAGCAAUGCUAACAUUUGAGGCUUUAUCUGAAACUUCUGAAUUUGCAAAGAAAUGGGUUCCGUUUUGUAAGAAGUUUAGCAUUGAGCCAAGGGCUCCUGAAUGGUACUUUGCUGAGAAGAUAAACUACCUAAAUGAUAAGGUGCACCCAUCAUUUGUGAAAGAGAGAAGAGCAAUGAAGAGAGAAUAUGAAGAGUUUAGAGUUCGAAUCAAUUCUCUAGUUGCUAAGUCUAGGAAGGUACCAGAAGAAGGGUGGACAAUGCAAGAUGGAACACCAUGGCCUGGAAAUAAUGUUCGUGAUCAUCCAGGAAUGAUACAGGUUUUUCUUGGAGAAACUGGGGGACAUGACAUGGAUGGCAAUGAAUUGCCCCGCUUGGUAUAUGUUUCUAGAGAAAAGAGGCCAAAAUUCAAUCACCAAAAAAAACCAGGAGCCUUGAAUUCUUUGAUUAGAGUGUCCGCUGUGCUUUCCAAUGCGCCUUUUGUGUUGAACUUGGACUAUGAUCAUUAUAUCAAUAAUAGCAAGGUUGUGAGAGAAGCAAUGUGUUUCAUGAUGGACCCAUUAUUACGAAAAAGGGUCUCCUAUGUUCAGUUUUCACAUAGAUUUGAUGGUAUUGAUAGAGAUGAGCAAUAUGCCAAUCAAACAAAUGGAUUCCUUGAUAUUAACAUGAGAGGCUUGGAUGGUAUACAAGGACCUACAUAUGUUGGGACAGGAUGUGUCUUUAGAAGACAAGCACUAUAUGGUUUUGAUUCUCCUAGAAAAAAGAAGCCUCCAACCAAGACAUGCAAUUGUUGGCCAAAUUGGUGCUGUUGCGGAUGGUGUUGCAUGCGAAAGAGGAAGAAGAAGAAGUUGAAGAAACCUAAGUUUGAGAUAAUGGACAGCAGUCAUAGAAAAGUACAUUCUGAAGCAUCUUUAGUUGAAGGUGCUUUGCAAUAUAUUGAACUUAGUUCCAAAGGCACAGAAGAUGAAUUUUCAGCUCACAUUUCAAAUCAGAAGUUUGUCAAGAAAUUUGGACAAUCCCCUAUUUUCAUUGCAUCAACUCAAUUGGUGGAUGGUGAGACACUAAAACAUGGCAACCUUGCUUCUCAACUUACAGAAGCAAUACAUGUCAUUAGUUGUGGUUAUGAAGAGAAAACAGAAUGGGGAAAAGAGGUUGGGUGGAUCUAUGGUUCAGUUACAGAAGAUAUAUUGACAGGUUUUAAAAUGCAUUGCCAUGGUUGGAGAUCUAUAUAUUGUAUUCCUAAAAGAACUGGAUUUAAAGUAUCUACCCCAAGACACCUUUCUAAUGGUUUACAACAAGUGUUUCAAUGGGCCCUUGGAUCCACUGAAAUAUUCAUGAGUAAACAUUGCCCUCUUUGGUAUGGAUAUGGAGGAGGACUAAAGUGGUUACAACGUAUUUCUUACAUAAAUGCCAUAGUAUAUCCAUUGACAUCAAUACCUUUGGUGGUAUAUUGUACCCUACCUGCUGUUUGCUUGCUCACUGGGAAAUUUAUCAUCCCUGAGCUCAGUAAUACAGCUGGCAUGUGGUUUAUAGCUGUUUUCUUUUGCAUUUUCACCACAAGUGUGUUAGAGAUGAGAUGGAGUGGUGUUACAGUUGAUGAAUGGUGGAGAAAUGAGCAAUUUUGGGUGAUUGGAGGGGUUUCAGCCCAUUUUCUAGCACUGUUUCUAGGGAUAUUUAAGGUGUUAGCAGGUGUAAAUACAAACUUCAUUGUGACAUCAAAAGUAGAUGAUGACAAGGAGCAUUCUGACAUGUUUGGUUUGAAGUGGACCACUUUACUAAUCAUACCAACAACAUUGCUGAUACUAAACAUAAUUGCUGUAGUUGCUGGAGUCUCAUAUGCAAUAAACAAUGGGUUUGUGUCAUGGGGGCCCCUAUUUGGUAAACUCUUGUUUUCUUUGUGGGUGAUUCUUCAUUUGUAUCCAUUUCUCAAAGGUAUGAUGGGUAGGCAUAAUAGAACUCCUACCAUUGUUCUUGUAUGGGCAAUCUUGCUUGCCUCUUUCUUUUCUGUCUUGUGGGUGAAAAUUGAUCCAUUUUUACCCAAGUCAGAUGGCCCAAUUCUAGAGGAAUGUGGAUUGGAUUGCAAUUAGCUACAAAUUUGACCAGCUAAAAUGCUACCAUGCAUGGAUGAUAAUUGUUUGUUUUAGUGCAAGCUAGAAAUUGUUUGGUUGUGGAGUUGUGAGGAAGAUUGUUUGGCUUGAUGCCACUUUUAACUUGUUAUAAUUGUAUGUUUUAUUCAAUUUUUGAUUCUAGCUUAAGGGUUGAAACAUUAGUUGAAAGAAUUUUUGGGACACAAGACAAGUGCUCGCUUGAUUCUUAGAAGACAUAGCAUGAUUGUAAUCUUGUAUUACAAUUUAAUUUAUAAAACAUUGUAAUUUUAUA
Molecule: messenger RNA, 3472 nt
Organism: Cajanus cajan (pigeon pea)
Lineage: Eukaryota; Viridiplantae; Streptophyta; Magnoliopsida; Fabales; Fabaceae
Product: putative cellulose synthase A catalytic subunit 3 [UDP-forming]
Biological process (GO): cellulose biosynthetic process
Cellular component (GO): membrane
Molecular function (GO): cellulose synthase (UDP-forming) activity
Source: RefSeq, a predicted model, not a curated record